This is a messenger RNA of Canis lupus familiaris (dog), 7509 nucleotides long. RefSeq names its product ring finger protein 186 (gene RNF186). Gene Ontology annotation, biological process: proteasome-mediated ubiquitin-dependent protein catabolic process; protein localization to mitochondrion; intrinsic apoptotic signaling pathway in response to endoplasmic reticulum stress. Bases 1207 to 2067 code for a protein of 286 amino acids. The record is from RefSeq and is a predicted model, not a curated record. Gene Ontology annotation, cellular component: endoplasmic reticulum membrane. Lineage: Eukaryota; Metazoa; Chordata; Mammalia; Carnivora; Canidae. The transcript has a single exon. Gene Ontology annotation, molecular function: ubiquitin protein ligase activity.
CUCAACAGGUGACGUGGGCGGUAAAGGACCGUUCGCCACGUCCUCCUGGAGUCGGGGAAGCCUACGUGAGGCAUUUUUUUGAGGGAGUGGAUGGGGCCACCCCACCCUCUGAUGUUCAGGGCAAAGUAGGGGGAUCACGUUUUCUUAACUGCACGCUGCUUACGUCCAUCGGUCCCACGUGAGUCCUGGUAAGGGAGUCGGCUGCCUGGAGGCCACACGACUUUGCGUUCCUGGGAACCUGACCUUGGAUCUUGGAAGAUUCCACAAGGCUCUGGCCCCAUGGGAGUCCACUUGGGAGGCUGCCAGCAGGCCUGCCCUGACCACACCCUGUUUUUGCUCCCAGGCCUCACAGUGCCUCCCUUACAGGCUGUGCCAGGAGCCCAGGAGACUGGGGGCUUGGCUCAAAGUCAUCCCAAACACAUGGUAGCUGCCCUUGCUACUACCGAGUAUGGAUGCGUCUUGCACACAAGAAAUGGCACCUUAUCAUUAGGUAUGGGGAGGAAAGCAGGCCCCGAGGGUGAUGCUCGUGAAUCCGUAGCCGUUGAUUCAGCUGCUAUGACGAAAAAGGAACUGGCUACAGUAGCAGGUGCUAAAGACCCAUGAGCAGCUCGGGUUGGGGUUUUUCUAUGUUGGCCUGCGCUUUCUUCUCCCCUACCGCCCGCCACCCACUAGGAGUUUUUGUUCCCAUCACUUCUCUCUUUUUCAUGAGGCUACCGUUUGCAAAUGCACUCGAAGCACAGCGCUGUUCUCCACUGAUCUUGACCCUGGAAGGAUUUUUUCUGAAACGUGGCCAUGGGUGUUAUUUCUCAAAGUGGGUUCCCCAGUCCACCUGCGUCAGCAUCACGAUGUCUGUCAGCUGUGCCCAGAGAUUCCUAGAUCCCGUCCAGACCGGCUGGAUCACAGUCUUUGAGUUUGGGGCGUAGAGAUGUGCCUUUUUAAAGGCUCCAGGGAUGGUGUGGGGUGGGGACCCUAAUGCAUCUCAGUGCUCCUAAGCCAUCAUCUUGCUGGGGCUCCUGAGGCACCUGGCCGCGACAGCAAAGUCCUGACUCACCGCACAGGCCCCGCCCCUCCAGCCUUUCUAUCGGGGCAACUCGAGGUCUCCAGGUCCACGGGUUACUGAUUAACCCUAGGUUUCAAGAAAAGAAAUAACAAUAACUCGAGAGAAGACGUAAGCCAAGAAACAAGCUGGGCAGCCCCAGGAGAGGCAUGACAGACGGCUGUUGUCACCAGGCGCCUGACGAGGCCGAGAGGGAGGCUGAGACGCCCGGCCCGAGGCCAGGCUGCAUCCAGGUCCCAGCAGCGCCUGCGGACACCCCCUGGCAAUGCCCAGGCCCUGAGCCACCGCGGCCCGCUGACGCCGUGCCCGGAAUGGCCUGUGCCGAGGUCCCCCAGCCGCCAGCCCCACGGCAGCCCCAGCCCGUCUCUGCAAAGGCCACCACUGCCACCGAGGCCUCGGACCCUGCCGGGGACCACUGCGCCUCCGCGGAUGGCGACCUGGAGUGCCUGGUGUGCCGGGAGCCCUACAGCUACAUCCGGCCCCCCAAGCUGCUGGGCUGCCAGCACUCCUUCUGCGCCGUCUGCCUGAAGCUCCUGCUGUGCGUCCAGGACAACACCUGGUCCAUCGUCUGCCCGCUGUGCCGCAAGGCUACCGCGGUCCCCGGCGGCCUCAUCUGCAGCCUGCGCGACCACGAGGCCGUGGUGGGGCGGCUGGUCCGGCCGUGCCUGGAGGUGCGGCUCUGUCCUCAGGGACUAGCAGAUCCUGCCAGCGUGGCAGCAGGGUGCCCCAGCUCGGUGGGCGAGGACGGACAGGAUGCGGAAAGUGCCAACCGCGUGGCGGCCCGGCGCCUGGCAGCACACUUGCUCCUGCUGCUCGGGCUCAUCAUCCUCAUCCUGCCCUUCAUCUACCCGGGCAUCAUGCGGUGGGUGUUUGCCGUCGUUAUCUCCUUGGCCCUGCUAAUGUCCUCCCUCUUCUGCUGUCACCCCAGCAGCCAGGGCGGCUGCCGGCCGGCCCCCAGGACUCUCUUCUGCAGAGGACGGAAACACAGCGAGAUCUCUUCCAUCGCCUGAGCGCGCUCCAAACAGAUGGCACCUGCUGCCUCUUGGGCCCCAUUGGGCUCGCAGUGAACAGGGUAAGGGGCUAUGAACUAAGGCUGCUUCCCUCGGGGGAUUGCAUGCCCGCUGGACUUGCAAGCCAAAGCCGGGUGGCUGUGCUGGGUCAAGAACUACGUGCCUAGAUGACAGACACGUCUACCCAGGGCGCAGCACGUCUACACCACUCGGGGUGGGGAGGGGCACAUAUUACUUGAACACCGCCAGCGGACUCCUGUUCCUCCCGUUCUGAUGCCCCUGGGUUUUCUUUAUAUACUUUGAUGAACUUUUUGCAGAACAAAUAGAACCAAGACUCCUUUUUUUUUUGUAAUUUAUGUAGCCGGUUUUAUUUUCUUGCUUUGCUUUGGUUUGGUCUUCCGCGUUUGGGGCAGUUUGUUCAGAUUUGUAGCUGUUUGUUUUUCCUCCUGGAAGUCAGAGCCCACAGGAAGUCCUCCUGUGUGCUGCCCACCUGGUGCCCAUCCACCUCGACAAAGGUCCUGGUGGCUUCGGGUGUCCUCCUGAGUCACCCCCAGGGACAGAAGGGGAGAAUUUGUGUAAAGGAGCGGUUCUGAGGCUGCAGGGGGUCCCACAUUUAGUUGGCAGAUUUGGGGAGGGGUGGAGAGGAUGUAGAGGGAAUUCCUCCCAGCAGCAGCACCAAUUGCCCAGCCGAUGUCAUUGGCUUCACAGAGAAUCUCAGAGUUAUAAGGUCCCCCUGGCCCCUGCCCAAGAAGCAGGUCCCACUGCCUAUCAGAUGCACCAACUCACAUUAUGGAAUCAGCUCUUUACGGAUGUUGUUUUUCCUGCAUUAUUGCAUUUCAAUUCCCAUCUGAGCUUUUGUCGGAAAGAUAAGAGGCCCCAUAAAUGCAACAGUUCUUAACAAUAACUCCACCUUUCCUGCCUCGCCCUGACAGUCAUAGUUGUCUGAAAGAUUGCUCUGGAAUACAGAGGAGGCUUCUGCUGGAGGGAAUGACUUUCCAUGGUUGCCAGGAUCGAGUCUUAGCCAAGACAGGAGCCCUGGGGGGUGCAAGGGAACAAAGGGUGGGAGAUGAUGCCUUGUUUCCUUCCAAAGGCCUCAUAAUUGGGAAGCAGACGUGAAACCUCAGUGAGGCUCACUGGGCAUGAUCUGUUGUCCUUCCUUGACCCCACCUUUCCUCCUGAUGGGAUGAGAGUGGUAGGUUGGAUGCUCAUUCAUGGCUAUUGUACCUCUGUUAGGGAGGAAGAAGAGACAUCUAUAUUGGAGCACAAAGGGCUGAUCCUGGCCCCAUGGGUACGUGUUGUCCAGCAAGAUCCUUUGCCUCUUUGAGCUUUCUCUUCCCUGGAAUGAGUUAAUUGGAUUGGAUUAUUCCUAAGACUCCUGAAGCCCAGAAACUGGGGGCACUGUUGGGCUCCUGAACAGUGGACAUGAGUCACAUCCCCUCUGAACUCACACAGAGAAAACUCAAAACAUGAGGAUGUAUGCAACAAGCUGUUCUUGAAAUCUGGGUGCCUUCCUUUGUUUCUUAUAAAGGUAUUUCCAGGGCAACUCUGCACCACCCAUGCUAUCGGCCGCAUUUACUCCUCAUGCUAAGAGUAUGUGUGAGUGUGUGUACGUGUGCAUGAGCCCACGCUCUUAAGCCAAGGCCAGGUGGACCUAAGAACACCCUGUCUUCCCAGGAUAAGUAAAUGAUGCAAAUCGCUCAGCAUUUCCAGAACUGGCCUCGGGCAUGUGCAGUUUGGGAUGGUUGCCAAUAGGAUAGGGAAAGAACACUGUCUCCCCACUCACCUCCAUUCAUAUUCCUUCUAGUUCUUGGCCCUCCACCAAGAUUUCAGUUGCCAACAACAGCCCCAUCUCUGCCAUCACAAUGACGGCACACAUUUAUUGAGUGCCUUCGACGUGCCAAGCACUACACUGACCGCUUUACAUGAAUUAUCUAGCUAAAUCUGCGUAACUACCUUAUGAAGUAGAAAUCAUCUUGCCAAUGAAGAGACUGAAGAUCAGAGAGGUAAAUCCAUUUGCCUAAACUCACACAGCCAAUCGCUUUCAGAGUUCCCCCAAGGGAUUAAUCCAGAGCUCUUUCUGUUCCAUCAAGCUGCCUCCUUUCCAUGACAAUCCAAACCAACCAGGAAGUUGGUUGCUGCAAGGGAGAACAGGGAACAAAUCUCAGGAGGCUCUGAAUUCCAGAGUCAGGUUUCCGGAGAGGCCACAGAAUUCCAGAACUUGUGGUCUGCACCAAUGAAAAAAAAAGGGGGUGCUCCUGGGUGGCUCAGUCGGUUGUGUCCAACUCUUGAUUUCAGCUUUGGUCAUGAUCUCAGGGUCAUGAGAUCGAGCCCCAAGGAGGUUCCACACAAAGCAUGGAGUCUGAUUGAGAUUCCCUCUCUUUCUCUCUCCCUCUCUCUCUCUUUCUCUCUCUCCCUCUCUCCUUCUCCCUCUGCCCUGCCCCUCCUCCCAUGCUCUCUCCCUCUAAAAUAAAUAAAUAAAAUCUUUUAAAAGGAAGAAGAAGAAAGAAAAAGAAAAGAGAAUUAUAAAAAUGGAAUGGCUUUCUUAUAGACUUUUACUACCCAGCCCCAACCUCCCCUGCAGGAAGCUGUGUUGACACAUGGUCCCCAACCAUUGGCCUCCCAUCUCCACUGGGGAAAGAUGUCCUGACACAGCUGUCUCCACCCCCUGUGAAGCCAGCUGGUCCCAAGCACCCUCUGGCUCUGGCCGCAUGUGCAUGGAGGACACAAGAGACCAAUAUUGGUCCAGACUGUCCUGGGGAGCAGGGGAGAAGAGAGGAAGCAGGCAGCUCUGCAAAAGAACGUAUGUAGGCGAAUCCAGAGAGGCAAGCCUAAGCUCAAAGCUAAGCUCUGACCCAACGUAUGACGAGUCGAAGUUACAGAACUUCUCUGAGCCUCACUUUGCUCACCUGUAGGGGGGAUGCCACACACACACCUCCCAGGGCCCCCAUGAGGAUUCAAAUGGAUGAGAUGGAUGAGAAUCCCAUGCCCUAACAGGCUGCCUUUGUCAUCAGUCAGUGACCCUUGUGGGUGAAUGGGCUUCCUGGGGCCUGUUGAGUGUGAUAGCAGGCUUAGGGUUGGCCUUAAUAGUGGGGUGAAGCCAGUCCAGAGUCGGAGGGUUGCACAGGACAGGCCAAUCUGGUAGAGAACUUGGCGCUUAGGUCCUAAGGACGAAGAGGAAUUGCAGGGAGAGGCCAAAUUUUAUCCUUAUCAGACCAUUUCCCUAUUCUGCGGCCUUGCAGUCAGACAUAGCUGGCUUGAUUCUAGCACCACCGUUCACAAGCCCCCUCACCUGUCUGAGGCUCAGGGUCCUUACGCAUGAAAUAGAGGUUAUGGUAUAUAUCUCAUAGGGUUGCUAGGGGAGGGCUGACAUAGCCCUUGGCUCAACACUGGGAUUACAAGGAGUUAAAGAAGGGAGGGAGAAGACAAGGUGGAAGAGAUGGGUUGAGUUCUAGAAAGCACUUACAGGAAUGAUGAGGACAGGCUCAUCUUAUUUUAUUCAACCUUAUUGAUAGGGAAGUCUGCUAAAGCCUGGCCACUAGAAUUCAUCUCUUAAGUCUACUAAAGCCUGGCCACUAGAAUUCAUCUCUUCUGUUAUUCACCCUCAGCAUCAGCAGAGUUCUCAACAAUAAUUAAUAAAAUAAUCACUAACAUGACCUGAGUGCACUGUGCAAAGUGUAUUACACAUGUUAUCAUAUAUGCUAUAAAGUAGGUACUAUUAUUACCCCCCCCCCACUUAAUUAUCAACAGGGCUGCUGAGGCACAGAGAGGUUAAGUAGCUUGUUCAAGAUCACACAGGGAGGCAGUGGUGGCAUCAAGAGGGCACCAUAGAAGUCCAACUCCAGAGUUUGGACUUUGGGUCACUUAGCUGUAUCUGAUGGAUCAUUCCUGGCAUAUCAUGAGUGUUGAUGGUAUGUGGGUGCCGAGGCCUGAAGGGCAAAGAAUUAAGAAGAGGUGUAGUUCCUCCAUUUGGUUACAGCCUCCCGACUUAGUGGGUGCUUGGGGCACAGGGUUGUGAGAACCCACGUGUCCCAUUACCUACAGGCACUUUCUCAUCUCACCUGACAGCCCCUGUUCACUGUUGGAACUUCUUUUCAAACGCCUAGAGGAAGUGUUUCAGUCUUUGCUAAAGCAAUGAAUUCUUUGUGGCAGAGGAAAGCUUUUCCAGGAAUGAGGGACCUGCCUGCCCUUUCUCAGGCUGUAGGAACAGCAUAGAACACAAAGAGAAACCAGAUCUGAAUUUUUGAAUCUGCCUGGAGCUGUUCUUAGGAAUUUUAUAUUCUUGUCUGAAUAUAUUGAAAUCACCUUUUUAAGAGGGGGGAAAUAUUUCCUGGGUCAGUAGAGAACUCUCUGAGGACUUGAGAACACUCUGGAACCUAGGAUCCAUCCAUGCAUUUAUGCAACAAACAUUUAUUGAGGGCCGGCUCUAUGCCAGGUAUUUAAUCUCAUUCAAUAAGGAAGUUUGAUGAGAAAGGAAAACUAUAUGCUGACCACCUGGAAGGGGUUGGAUUGUGGUGCCCUCUCGAAAAGAAAAUAUACUGGAGCCCUAACCCCUAUAACUUCAGAAUGUGACCUUCUUGGAAAUAGGGUUUUUAAGAGACAAACCCUAUCAUCCAAUAUGACUGUCUUUCUAGAAAGAGAAAGUGUGGACAUGGAGACAGACAGGCACGGAGGGAAGACAAGGUAAGGAUGCCAUGUGGGGAAUGAAGGCAGGUUGAGGUGAUGUUUCUACAAGCCAAGGAACGCCACCGAUGGCCAUCAAACCACCAGAAGCUGGGAGAAAGGCUUGGAACGGAUUCUCCCCCAGAACUCUCAGCAGGAAUGAACCCUGAUGACACCAGGAUCUUGGACUUCAGCCUCCAGAAAUGUGAGGGACAAUUUCUGUUGUUGAAGCCACUCAGUUGCUAGGACAGCCCUAGGACACCACACCACACCUUUCCUGUGCCUGCCCUCGUGCUGUGCCCCUCAGCUGGGCUACUUCAAGUUGAGCCUAUAACUUGCCUAGAGUCUUGUAGCCCAUAUGUGGGAAUGUCAGCUCACAUUGAGUCUCAUUGACUCUUGGGACUCAGCUCAUGUUGAGUCUCAUUGACUCUUGGGACUAGGUCCUACAUCUUCCAUUUAUGGAUGGGAAAUUGAGGCUCAGAGAAGCCCAGUGAUUACCCCCCCAAAAAAGUGCCCAACAUGUUAGAGGUGGAGUUAGAUUCAUCACCCACAUUUCUGAAAUAUCCUUAACUUUUGCAACAACCAUAUGAGAAUUACUGGAUUAUUAUUCCCAUUUCACAGAUUAAAGGCUUCAAACCCAGAGUGUCAGUGCCUCCAUCGUGUAUGUGCCUUUCUGUACAUAUUUCAUAGUUUAAAAAAACAAUUUAGGGGACGCCUGGGUGGCUCAGCGGUUGAGCGUCUGCCUUCAGCUCAGGUCAUGAUCCUGGGGUCUGGGGAUGACGU